Messenger RNA from Manihot esculenta (cassava), 834 nucleotides. RefSeq lists its product as uncharacterized. The transcript has a single exon. The record is from RefSeq and is a predicted model, not a curated record. Lineage: Eukaryota; Viridiplantae; Streptophyta; Magnoliopsida; Malpighiales; Euphorbiaceae. Bases 1 to 834 code for a protein of 277 amino acids.
AUGGCAGUUCAAGAUAAGGAUUUCCUCCAAUGGCCUAAGCCCAUGAAAGCAGAUGUAAGCCGGAGAGAUCCUGACAAGUACUGCCAAUACCAUUGCACCUAUGACCAUGACACCAACAGCUGCCACCAGCUAAUUAGUGAGAUCGAAAGGCUAAUCAAGAAGGGGCAUCUCCAAAACUUUGUGAAGAAACCUAAAGGGGAGAGGCCCCAGCAGAACACCACAGUAGAGAGGCCCCAUAGACAGGGGGCAGGGCCCGUGAAUGACGGCUCCAGCGGAACCGUGAAUAUGAUCAUGGGAGGGACUGGAGGUUGGAUGAGUAGAAGAGGAAGGAAGAGAAGCCGAAGUAGGGAGAGGAGCAGUAACGAAGUCUUGCAAGUGGUAGAGCAGUUCCCAGUGACCAUCUCUUUCUCCCCUGAAGAUGCUCAUGGCAUCCAAAUUUCUCAUGAUGAUGCUCUGGUCAUCGAGGCCGUCAUUCACAACUAUCGAGUCCGGAAGAUCCUAGUCGAUGAUGGGAGCAAGGUGAACUUGCUGCUCUACAGGGUUUUCCAGCAAAUAGGAAUACUAGAGGAGCAACUAGUAAGGGAUCAAGCCCCGAUGAAGGGGAUUCAAGGAACCCCAGUGGCCGUGGAAGGGAAGGUGAAGGUAGCCCUGACUUUGGGAAAAUUGCCCCUGUCUCAAACUCAUUAUGCAGUGUUAUUGGUGGUGAGACUCCUGUUAAGCUACAACACAAUCUUGGGAAGGCCUGUACUGUACGACUUUGAAGUGGUGACCAGCAUCAGAUACCUCGCCAUGAAAUUCCUAACUAAGGCAGAGGUGGGAGUAGUCCGGGGAUGA